Molecule: messenger RNA, 708 nt
Organism: Schistosoma curassoni
Lineage: Eukaryota; Metazoa; Platyhelminthes; Trematoda; Strigeidida; Schistosomatidae
Source: the annotation of a GenBank genome assembly
GUAAAUUGUUGUACAUUUAUGUAUUCAGAUGUGUCAUUUUAUAUGUAGUACGAGUAAAUAAUAAUAUUCAUUAAGAGAGAAAUAUAAAAUGAAAACCAUUCAAUUGUCUGUUGAUAGGUAAGGAUAUGACACCUGUUUAACAUUACUAUAUAUAUUCUUUUAUUUUAACAAUACAUAUUCAUAUCAAAUAGCAAAUAUUAAUUGAUAUCUCUAUAUAAAAAUAGUUUAGUUAUAUGUCAUUCAUAGAAUUUACAGGAAGAGAAAAGAAGUGAAUAAAUAAAUUAACUAAUAUUCAUUAUUGUGUUUCUGUAUUUCCUUUUACUCUUCUACAUAUUUAUUCUUCAUGUUUAUUUACCUAAACUGUUACUAUGAUACUACUACUACUACUACUACUACUAAUAAUAAUAAUAAUAAUAAUAAUAAUAAUAAUAAUAAUAAUAAUAAUGGUAAAGGUAGGGAAGAUGAAGAAAGAGAACCAAGUAAGAAAAGUGGGGGAGAACAAGAGUUAACACUCGGUAAGUGAAUAUAUAUAUAUAUAUAUAUAUUGCAAUAACAUUUUAAAUUUGUAUUCUCUAUAUAUAAUAGGGAAGUGAUAGUGAUUAAUUUUAGACCACAUAUUUUACUAGAAUUCAACUGUUUUAUGCAUCAAUGAUAAUUAAUAAUACUAAUAAUAAAAUUGUUUGUUGAUACACAUGUUUUUUUCUCCUG